ACCACACAACCGCCGACAAUACAGACAAGAUGGGUGUCGAUUUGGACAAGCACCACGUGGUCUCCGGCCACCGCAAGGCGCCACACAGCACCAACCCAUACCGAAAGUUGUUGCACAAGCUGUACACUUUCCUCAACCGCCGCACAGAGAGCAAGUUCAAUGCUACUGUCUUGAGGAGACUGCGCAUGUCGCGCAUCAACACCCCACCUCUCUCCCUCUCCAAGAUUGUCGCUGUCUCUGCCAACAAGCACAGCGCCAAGGCUCACGAGGGCAAGAUCCGCGCUGUCGUCGGCACUGUCACCGAUGACAACCGCCUCCUGGAGGUCCCAAAGCUGAGCAUCUGCGCUCUCAAGUUCACCGCUACCGCCCGUGCUCGCAUUGAGAAGGCCGGCGGUGAGUGCCUCACCUUCGAUCAGCUCGCUCUCCGUGCCCCGACUGGGUCCAACGUCAUCCUUCUCCGCGGUCCAAAGAACGCCCGUGAGGCUGUCAAGCACUUCGGCUUCGGCCCACACACCGACAAGAAGCCAUACGUCGAGAGCAAGGGACGCAAGUUCGAGCGUGCCC
Messenger RNA from Pseudocercospora fijiensis CIRAD86, 564 nucleotides. RefSeq lists its product as uncharacterized. The record is from RefSeq and is a predicted model, not a curated record. NCBI's taxonomy places the organism in Eukaryota, Fungi, Ascomycota, Dothideomycetes, Mycosphaerellales, Mycosphaerellaceae. The annotation marks the transcript as partial. Gene Ontology annotation, molecular function: structural constituent of ribosome; RNA binding. The transcript has 4 exons. Gene Ontology annotation, cellular component: cytosolic large ribosomal subunit; ribosome. Gene Ontology annotation, biological process: translation.